This is a messenger RNA of Anneissia japonica, 9312 nucleotides long. Its product is annotated as phthiocerol/phenolphthiocerol synthesis polyketide synthase type I PpsD-like. Bases 140 to 7471 code for a protein of 2443 amino acids. The transcript has 5 exons. The record is from RefSeq and is a predicted model, not a curated record. Gene Ontology annotation, molecular function: 3-oxoacyl-[acyl-carrier-protein] synthase activity; fatty acid synthase activity. NCBI's taxonomy places the organism in Eukaryota, Metazoa, Echinodermata, Crinoidea, Comatulida, Comatulidae. Gene Ontology annotation, biological process: fatty acid biosynthetic process.
CGGUGACCUACCGUGCUGUGUACUGUCAUAACAUCGGUCUCGUCUAUAAAACUGCGCCAUUCAGAUCUGUUUAUUAGUGAAUGAUAUUAGCCGCUAUUCUGCGCUACAUGUCGGUAUGAGUAAUGACUAAGAGGAUAAUAUGAGCGUCAGAAACAUCCACCGUUCCACGACAACCAUGGUCUUGGCGGACCCCCUCACCAAUGACGACAAGAUCGCCAUUACGGGGAUCGGAUGCAGAUACGGCGGUGGAGUGGCGGGCCCUCGAGAGCUGUGGGACAUGCUGAAGGAGAAGAGGGACUGCACAUCCCUGCACCCACCGGAACGUUUUGACAAAUCGAUCUUCUUCUUUCCCGGUGAAAAGAAAAAGGGAAAAUUGUACACCAAAGCUGGCGGGUAUCUGAAACAGAAUCCUGAGAUGUUUGAUCGACAAUUCUUCAAGAUGUCUCCAGAUGAAGCUGGUCACAUGGAUCCACAAAUACGAAUACUCCUCGAGGUUGUCUGGGAAUCGAUUGAAGAUGCUGGAAUUCCCGCUUCCGUCCUUCGUGGUUCAAACACCGGCGUCUAUAUGGGUGUUACAGCGAACGAGUACCUUCACCUUGUGGGCUUCCCACAAAGCAACAUUGAUCAAUAUACAAAUUCAGGAACAAACUCAUGCAUGAUCUCCAACCGUAUUUCGUACGAAUUUGAUUUACGAGGGCCUAGCUUUUCUAUUGACACAGCUUGUUCGUCCUCACUCUACGCCGUACAAAUUGCCUGUGAUGCUCUCAGAGGGGGAUUAUGUGAUACAGCCAUAGCUGGGGGAGUCAACAUAAUUCUUACUCCGUCUGUUACAAUUGGCUUUUGUCAAGCUGGUAUGCUUUCUCCCGAUGGACAGUGUAAAAGCUUUGACGAAUCAGCUAACGGUUACAGUCGAAGUGAAGGUGCAGGAUCAGUUGUACUCAAACCACUAAAGAGAGCUAUAGAAGACGGAGAUAGAAUUUACGCAGUAAUUCGAGGUGGCGCUCUAACAAAUGAUGGACGGACACCUGGGAUUGCAAAUCCAAGCUUUGAUGCCCAGAUUGAUCUUGUAGAUAGAGCGUGUGCAGCAGCUAAGGUAGAUCCACGGGAUGUCGCCUAUAUUGAAGCACAUGGUACUGGUACUCCAGUUGGUGACAAGACAGAAGCGAAUGCUAUCGGUGAAGCCAUGGGCAAACAGCGUCCAGAUGACGCACCACCCCUUUUUAUUGGUUCAAUAAAGUCUAAUGUAGGACAUUCAGAAGGCGCUGCUGGUAUAGCAGGUGUCAUAAAGACAGCUUUGUCGUUGUACCAUCGAGAAAUUCCAGGUGUUGUUCAUUUCAAACGUGGUAAUCCUAACAUCAAUUUCAAAGACCUCAGGUUAAGAGUUCCUUCCUCAAGCAUACCAUGGCCUGGCGGAUCAAAGCUUCUAGCAGGAUGUAGUUCAUUCGGAUUUGGUGGGGCCAAUGCGCAUGUCGUUCUUGAGGCAGCUCCAUUAAAGCAAUUUAAUAGUUUACCAAGCAUGCACAACGUAACAAAUUUCGGUGAUACCGACUAUCACAUGUUGUUACUGUCGGCAACUUCAAAAGAAGCUCUUCUGCAGAAAUGCUCCGAUUGGAUUGAGUUCCUUGUCGAAACACUCGAUAUGAAACCUGAUGCAUUCCUGGAUGCGCUGUUCACAGCCAGUGUCCGAUCUCAUCACCAUAUACACAGACUAUCAUUGUUAGCCAAGUCUAGAAGUGAACUUGUGAAGCUCCUUCGUAGAAGAAUUAAAGGAAAUUUGGACUCCAUCCAGAUCAUUGAAGGCAAAGCCCCAGAGGGAAAUUCCAUUCACAGAAUAGUAUUCGUCUUCUCUGGUAUGGGUACCCAGUGGUGGGGUAUGGCCAGGGAGCUAAUGAAUACACAUCCCAUAUUCAGCAACGUAAUACAGAAAAUAGAUGACAUCUUGGGUAAAUACGGAGCAAAAUGGUCACUUGUACAAAUUUUGUCAGCUGAAACUGGCAAAGAGACGAUCAACGAUACAGAAAUAUCUCAAACAUGCAUUUGUAGCGUACAAAUCGGACUAGUUGACUUGUAUAAACAUUAUGGUGUAACACCGAGGGCCAUUAUUGGCCAUAGUGUCGGCGAAGUUGCAGCAGCCUAUGCAGCUGGACUCCUAACCAUGACCGCUGCUGUUAGAAUCAUUUUUUCAAGAGGACAUCUUCUUACAAGGACAAGUGGGUCAGGAACUAUGGCUGCAGUUCUUUACGAUGUUGAUGAUAUACAGAGACGUAUAAAAUCAACCGUUACAGAUUUAGACGUUGCUGCCGUCAAUAGUCCAUCACAGAUUGUGCUUUCUGGCAAGGCUGAGUCUAUCAAAGAAUUUACUUCAAAACUAAGCGAAGAUGGCGUGCAGACGAAAGUUUUAAAAGUUAAUAAUGCUUUUCACAGCCGUCAACAAGAUGUGCUUAUGAAGGAGUUCUACAAAAAAACCAGGUUUUUGGGUAAGACUAAGUCAUUAAGGGAACAGAGGCCUCUUAUUCCAAUGAUGUCCACCGUUACUAACCGUUACGUUACUCCGCAUGAAGCAAAUGGGUCUGAUUACUGGUGGACCAAUAUUCGUCAGCAGGUAUUAUUUAGGGACGCCGUAGAUGCUCUUCUUAAAGAUGGCUACAAUAGUUUCCUUGAAAUAGGAGCUCACCCAGUACUAUCGCCUGCAAUCCAAGACAUAAUUGCGUCCAAGCAGAAUAAGCCAACUGUCCACUUCAUUACUCACUCAUUAAAGAGACCAAAAGAUACAAGCGCAGCAGCUGAUGAUUCUCUGAAUAUUUACAUCUCUUUGGCACAGAUGUAUGUGAAAGGCUACGCAGUUGACAUGCGUCCAGCAUUUUCAGGCCAUCACUGUAAAGUAGAGUCAGUACCACUGUAUCCUUGGCAGCGUGUCUUGUGCUCAGCUGUUACUGAAAAGGCGAAUACAGAUAUGCGUUAUCCGAAUUCCUGUCACCCGCUUCUUGGUAAACAAGAGUUGUCAGCUAAUUAUGCUGAAAACAAAAGACUAAAAGUAUGGAAAACUACAAUAGGAACCAAUGAAGAGCCAUGGAUUGGCGACCAUGUUGUCCAAGGUAGUAUAGUACUCCCUGCCGCCGGAUUCAUUGAGGUAGCAAUUGCCGCACAUCACAAGCUCUUCAAAACAAGUUCCCAAAUCGAGAUCUACGGUCUAAAUUUCGAUAGAUUUCUUUUCAUGUCAGCUACGCCGACCGAACUGGAAACAACAACAGAAUUAGAGACUGGAAAAAUUGCAAGAUUAGCACUUCGAUCACUGAAUGCAAACGACAACAAGUGGAUGACACACACAACAAUGAAUCUAAUAGCAGGUGAAAAUGAAAUUGGAAAUAGUAAACUCCCUGUGAAUGAAAUCCUGAAUAGAUGCCCUGGAGAGCUGAGUAAAUCGGGAUUCUAUGCAAACAAGAAGCAAGUUGGUUUCGAUCUUGGUGAAAGUUUCAUGUGCAUCGAGAAGGCAAAUUUUAGUCGAGUUGUUGACGAGGCACUUAUCCAAAUUCGUGCACCCGACACAGUGGCCGCACAGUCCAGUCGCUUCUAUGUGCACCCUGCUCUACUCGAUGGCAUACUACAGGGUAUGGCUGGUAUUGAGCGUCAACGAAUGAAAGUCUUAAAUCCAGAGGCAAAGCCGGAUGGACGUGUCCCAAGGUCUAUCCAGAAUAUACAAUUUAGAAAGGUUACAUUUCCUGACAAUACACUGCUUCACUAUACCAUAACUUCGAAUGGGGACGAUGCUGCUGCAGACGUUUCCGUCGCUGAUGCAGAGACACAUGAUGUUAUUGGUAGAUUUAAACAAAUUCGUUUCGGGCCAGUUGCUACAUCAAACGAAUAUGACCAGCUUCAGUUGUGGGAAAAGACAUGGGUCCAAAUAUAUCCUGGAGACAAAUCUCACGAUGACGAUGGACCAACUUUUAUAACAGGUGACGAUGAAGAACUUUCUAGGCAACUCAAUGUUUCCCUUAGACAGACGGGGAUCUUGACAACGCCCGUCAGCAGGGGUAACAAGGACCUUCCGUCGAAUAUCAUUAUGAUAUUCAAAGCUGGAAAUAAAGAUAGUCUCAAUGAAAUCUCCAAAGAGGAUCUACUUAACCAGCAGUCACAGAUGGCCAUGUUGUGUAUAGAUCAAUACAAUGCCUUCUCGCGUAAUGACGGAAGAAGGCCAAAUAUGUGGAUUGUGACUCGUGAUGGAUUCCCUGCCAGAACUGAUGAUCUAGUUAAUCCUAGUCAAGCAUCAGCCUACGGCUUUGGACUUAGUGUAAUGCAAGAAGACCCUAGCCUGAAUAUUUUCCUGAUUGAUAUACCUUCAGAUGUAGAUAGUCUUACUGUAUCAAAAUGGCUGAUCAAUUACAUAUGGAAAACAGAUCGUCGUGACAAUAUUCUUGCUUUACGUCAUUCCACUGAUAAUUCAAGUAGGUCAUACGAUGCAUACUCACUUCGCGUCAAUUUAAGCAAGGCACACGAAUUUCCGUACAAAAUAUUGUCCCCUAAUUGGAAAUUUGACAUCGGGCAAAGCUUCCAGAGUGGAAGGUUGUUCCUGACGAGAAACCAUAGUGAUGAUGAUAUCGAACGUAGGUCUAAUGCCGAUAUAGCUGUAAAGGUGGGAGCUUUCCACUUGAUGAAAACAACUGGUAAAUCUUCUAAUGAACCUCAGCAUGUUGCGCUGUUUUGUGGACAAUGUGCUCAGAAUAAAUCCUUCAUUGGGUUUUGUGACGAAAAGGAACUGAAAUCAACGAUGCAUUGUGGACAUGAAAAUAUCAUUGAAGUGACAAGCAGCUUGUGUCCAGAAGAUAUAGUUAACAUCGUCCUAUCUUACCUGGUCCCAUUCGGGGUAAUUCGUAACUUCAUAUGUUGCAAGGAAAGCACAGUUGUUAUCUGUAUGUCAUCGAAUGAAGACAAAAUGGGAUUAGCAAUGGCACACAUGGCUGUAGAACUUGGCCAUAAUGUCGUUGUUGCCGUUAAAGAUCUGUCAGUGAAAAAUGGCGUUUAUUUGAAUAGUACUGAUCACCAAGCAGAGAUAUUGGACGUUAACGAUGUCCCUGGUGCGUUAAAAGAACAGAGUGUAAAUUUCUUAAUUGGCUGGGAAUCAACAGUUCGAGAUUUGCUGAAAAUGAGUACUAUGAACGAAAAAUUUAAACCAUUUGCAAUAAUUGGGACUUUCCAAUCUAGUGCAUUCUCAGAAACCUAUUCCAAGCUUGGUGGUCUGCCGAAAAACGUAAUUGUUGAAAAUAUUGAUCAUGAGUUCUAUUCAAACAAGGAACUUCAACAGAUGAAACCUAUACUCGAUGAGCUACUGCAAGUAUUCGAGAUGCCUUCUUCCGUAAAUCCAUUAAAAGACGCUUUACCAGAAGUAAUUUCUUUGGAAAAUAGUGGAAGAAAUGAACGUAUCCCAUUUGAAAAAGUAACUAUUGCAAUUGCAGCUGAUAAUGAUGAUGGAGUGGCAACAUCCUGUGACUUUCUAAAAGGAGAGAUUGUGUUCGAAAAUGACAAGUCUUACCUUGUGACUGGUGGCACAAAAGGGUUUGGGCUCUGCCUCGUAGAAUGGCUAUCCGCCCAUGGAGCCGGACGUGUGUACAUUAUGAGCCGGUCAGAGGCAGGUUAUGAAUCAGAGGAACGGUUGAAUAAUCUGCGGAAAUCUGGAAAAUCAAUUGUUCAUAUCAAGGCUGAUAUCACAAGUAAAUCGGAUGUCGAACAGGCUUUUAAAAAAGUAUCAAUCGAUGCGUCCUAUACAUUAUCUGGUAUAUUCCAUUGCGCUGCACAGUAUGAUGAUAAACUUCUGAAGGACAUCACACCUGCAAUUUGGAAAAGAGUAAUGGCGGCUAAAUCAUGGGGUGCUCUUCUGCUGCAUCAAACGUCAAUCAAAUUUAACGCCCAACUAAAAUAUUUCGUUAUGAUUUCAUCCGUGGUUCAACUUCUAGGUAAUACCGGCCAAGCGAGUUAUUGUGCAGCUAAUACAUACCUUUCCUCUCUUGGUUAUUUCCGUAGAAGUAAGGGUUUGCCAGCAACUGUCUUCUGUCCAGGAGUAAUCAGACGCGAUGGAUUUGCCGCAAGGUCUGGUCUCGUAGAAUUUUGGGAAAAAAAAGGCAUUGAAAGCCUUGCACCAGCAGAGCUGUUGAAUGGUCUUGGUGUAAUUCUUAAAAGCAAUGUACCAGAAAUGGGUAUGAGUGGUGAUGUCAAGAUUCUGAAAUAUGUUCGAGAAAGCAGAAAUCUGUUUAAGGAGCACAUGACGCUUAAACCUGAUGGACGAUUUUCAAUUCUAAAAGGAUUGGAACUGGGCCUAUCCCGACAGGAACUGAUUUUAUAUGUUGGAGACAGUCAACAAAAUGACAUAGUUCGUCUUAAGCCAGAAGAAGCUAGGCUAUAUAUUUUCAAUACACUAUGUGGGUUUAUCUCACAGCGUCUUGGUAUAACUGGCCAAAUAUCACCGGAUGCUUCACCAUCUGCUCUUGGUAUAGACUCACUGAUGACCACUGAGCUUAGCGGAGUCAUUCAAGGUAGCUUCGCAGUUCUUGUGCCUCCAAUGGAAUUAAUGAACGCUAACAUAACCCUGCAAGCUAUAUCAGCUUCAAUUUACAAAAGGAUUCUAGCAGAACAGCAGCUUGGAGGGCAGAAUAAAGACGAAGAAGAAGAGGAAGACACAUCUUGGAAGGCAUGGUUCAUCAUGGACGAGAGUGUCGUCUCCCCAGAUAUCCAACUCGUUUGCUUUCCUCCAAAUGGUGGUGGUCCAUCUACAUACGCUUGGUGGCAAAAUCAAUUCAGUAAGCAUAAUGUUCAGUUAAUCAUGGCACAACUGCCCGGAUGGGAAGGACGCCAUCAGGAGAAGCCCCUUCAGACAAUCGAGGAAAUAACAACAAAUCUAACUGAACAUCUUGUUGCUAGGCUCAUUCCUGGUAGAUUUGUAUUAUUUGGCCACAGUCUUGGAGGACUCAUUUCAUUCGAAGUUGCUCAUCGCCUGAUAGAGAGAAAUCUCCGACCAGCCCACAUCAUCAUCAGUUCCUGGUAUGCUCCAACGUUAGCUUAUCCAAACGCGGUUGAACUUGAAAAAGCACCGAGUGUAUUACGACAGAUGGAACAAGACAUUAAGAACAACAUUAAGCUCUCCGACAAUAAAGCUCUGAGGCUGUCAUUCCUUGAUGAUGAGGCGUUGAAUAACCAUGAGCUGAUGAAACGCCUAAUCCCUUGCUUUCAAGUGGGCUUUAAAAUUUGCCAAAAGUACACCAACACCCACACCACGAAGCUUCAAUGUGGCAUGACCGUAUUAGGUGCCAAGUCAGAUCGAUUUGUUCCUCCCACUAUGUUGGAUGCCUGGUGUCUGGAGAUUCAACCCAAUCGACGUUUCAAGAAGACUUUAUUUUCAGGAGGCCACAUGCAUAUUACAUCAGCAAAGAAGAAAUUUUUCCAAGAAAUCCAGACCACUCUAAGAGAGGCAUUUGAUGUCUAAACAUAUAUGAUUUAAUGUGUAGGCUUAAUCAGUCAAAUGUUUACAAUCUAGAUUUUUCACAGCUAUCUAAUAAUGACAUAUUUUCUUGUAAUUAAUUAUUUGAAUUUGUCACACCUGCGGUAUCUUCUCGUGUGCCUACAUCAUAAACAUAUAAUUUCAACAAUAUUAUUAUUAAUUUGUAGAAUAGUCUUAUCAUUAAUUAUAUAUUUAUAUAUUAUUGUUAUUUUUUUUAUAUGCAAUAUUUAGUCCCAGACCUAAUUAUGGUAUAAUAUGUUAUUUAAAAUAUGAUGCAUUUCGUAUACACACUAUUAAUAUGAAGUAUGUUAUAAUUCAUAUUACGGUACUGUCUAUCAUAUUUUUCUCAUGAAGUGAUGACAGGCAACGACGGGGAACCCCUAUACAAACAUGUGGCAUAGUAUCAGAGUAAAAACAAUAACUAAAAUUAAGGUUGAAAAAUUUUCCAUAACAUUUACACGAUGUCGUUUGCCUACAAGAAUUCAUUUCAAAUCGGUGGUAAUUUUAUGUUAUCUGGCGACAAAAACACCACUGAUUAUAGAUGAACUAUUCUACGCAUUGAAGACGAAAGAACACUCAGCAUAGCCGGCCAACCUAAAAUAAUAUACGCGUAAUAUAUGUAAAUACUGUAAUUGUAUUAAGUCGAUACAUAAUGAUAUUCAUCUAUGAUCAGUUUUAGCUUUAAUAAUUUACCCAUGGAUAUUUAUUGCUACGUUUCAAGAAAAUUUAUCUUAUUAGUGAGAUUUCGCAAUCUUAUGAAAACGAUAACGAAAACGAGUACGUCAUUAUCAUUAUCGUCAUUCAUGCCUAAAACAUUUUUUGGCAAUAUGCUGCAAACAACUAAUUUAAUUUUGAUAAUUGAUGGCCAUAAUACACCAAAACAUUGGAACUCAUAUGUAUGAAUUUAAUAUUAAAUUUACAUAGUCGAUAGUAUAUCUUACCGUAUAGUAUUAAAAAAUUAUGAUAUUUAUGAUUUACUUAUAAAACAUAGCACAUACAUUAUAUAAAAUGUAUAAACUUUAAGCAUACAUCGCGCAUUUAGUGGAAAUAUAUGACGCAGUGGUACAGUAUGAAUAGUUGUCUAACGUUUGUACCAUUGAGAUAUGAAAUAGUUUUUACCCAGGUGAUAAUGAUUUUUCGUCGCAAAUGACUUUCUGGAAUAUAAAUCAAACUUAACAACUGCCCAAUCAGAACAAAGCCGACUCACAUUCAAUCGGGGCGAUAGUAUAGCAAUUUUGAUGAAACCAGACUUCAGCAGUAAUAUGCUGAAAAUAAGCUGGCAUAGGCCCUAUUUCUUAUUUAACUUAUACAACUACAAGACAAUAGACUAAAAAAGUGACGAGUAGAACCUAUUGUAGUUUAAGGGAAUUACCAUUUCUAAUUAUAAAAACAAGUUCUCAUAAUCUCGAAAGCUUCGACGAGGGCAGUAUAAUAGAGGCAGUAGAGUAUAUUGGCCCUAACGGCCGCCGAUACAAAAAAAAGAAGAUCCAGUAUUAUUCAAUCAGCUGAGUGUUUCUAGAGCUCCUGAGGCAUUAGAGUAUAUUGGCCCUAACGGCCGCCCAUAAAAAAGAUAUAUUAAUCAUUCAGAUUAAUCAAUCAGCCAAGUGUUUUUAGGGCUUCUCAUCAGAGCUAAAAAUCUUUCUAUUUGUAAGUCGGCUGUAGUCCAGUUCAGCACUGUGGCUGCUAUUGCAUUGGUAAUUUUGAAUGACUAAAAGAUUGUUACCCAAGAUAUGUCCCUGGUAGUUAUUCCUCUGGGACCGGGGAUUCCGAGCUCAUCAUCAAUAGACAAUUACCGUAAUAUUCUAUUUCAUAAUUAACGUAAUUAA